Messenger RNA from Pogonomyrmex barbatus (red harvester ant), 4143 nucleotides. RefSeq names its product structural maintenance of chromosomes protein 1A-like. Gene Ontology annotation, cellular component: nucleus; chromosome; cohesin complex. Lineage: Eukaryota; Metazoa; Arthropoda; Insecta; Hymenoptera; Formicidae. Gene Ontology annotation, molecular function: ATP hydrolysis activity; ATP binding; protein binding. The record is from RefSeq and is a predicted model, not a curated record. Gene Ontology annotation, biological process: sister chromatid cohesion.
UCCUCUUCUUAUCCUUUUUAUUCCUCGCUGAAGAAGACAGUUGAAUGUUGAUGCUUGCUUGCGUUGGAAAUUUUGUGGCGCCAAUUACGCUACUUUCCAAUUUCACGCGAUUUUUUAAUUAUUUUUGAGGAUGCCGGCGUUCUUGAAACAUAUCGAAGUUGAAAAUUUCAAGUCUUACAAAGGGAAGCUUAUUAUUGGCCCAUUAAAGUCCUUUACGGCAGUGGUUGGUCCUAAUGGAUCGGGAAAAUCCAACUUCAUGGAUGCUAUCAGUUUUGUCAUGGGCGAAAAGACUAGCAGCCUGCGAGUCAAAAGAUUUAGCGAGCUCAUUCACGGUGCAUCUAUUGGGAUGCCAGUGGCUCGAAGCGCUUCAGUAACAGCUGUAUUUGAGUUGGAGGAUGGAACUGAAAAAAGUUUUAUGCGUUCAGUGCAAGGCUCUUCUUCUGAACACAGAAUCAAUAAUAACGUUGUCACCAGUCAAGUAUAUCUUAAUGAGCUGGAACAACUUGGUAUUAAUGUUAAAGCAAAAAACUUUUUGGUAUUCCAAGGUGCAGUUGAAUCUAUAGCCAUGAAGAAUCCAAAAGAACGUACUGCUCUGUUUGAAGAGAUCAGUAAUUCUGGUUCAUUAAAAACAGAAUAUGAAAGAUUGAAAACAGAAAUGUUGAAAGCUGAAGAGGAAACGCAAUUUUCAUAUCAAAAAAAGAAAGGAAUUGCCGCUGAAAGAAAAGAAGCAAAAUUAGAGAAAGAGGAAGCUGAAAAAUAUCAACGUCUUAAGGAAGAAUAUGUGGAAAAGCAAAUAGAAUUGCAUUUGUUUCGAUUAUUUCAUAAUGAAAAGAAUACUGAAAAUUUGGAAGUUCUUCAAAAGAAGAAACAGCACGAAAUUGAAAAGAUUGAGAAGAAGAAGGAGAAAGCUGAGGAAUUACUGAAAGAAAAGAAGAAAGAUGCUGCUAAAUUGGGCAGAGAUCUUGCGAAAAUAGAACAAGAUAUUAGAGAAGUAGAAGUAGAAAUUACGAAAAAAAGACCAACGUUUAUAAAGGCCAAAGAACGUGUUGCCCAUAUGCAGAAGAAAGUGGAGUCCGCGCGCAAAGCUUUGGCUCAGGCGCGUAUAGCGGACGAGGCUCAUAAAAAAGACAUACAUGAGUUGCAGGAGGAAUUACGACAAGUAGAAGAAGCUAAAGCUGCUUAUGAAGCAAGUAUAGCAGGGCAGUCACAAUUACAAGGAAGAGAUGUGCAAUUAGAAGAUGAACAGGUACAAGAAUAUAAUCGCUUAAAAGAAGAAGCUGGCAAGCAAUCUGCUAGAUAUCUUCAGCUUCUCGAUUCUAUCAAUCGUGAACAAAAAUCAGAUCAAGAUAGACUCGAUAACGAAGGCAGGAAGAAGACUGAGAUAGAGAAUAAGCAUAAACAGAAGGGUCAUAUGCGAGAUGAGGCGCUCAAGCGAGUGGAAAAAUUAGAGGAACAUAUAAAAACAUCAGAGGCUGCAUUGGAGGAUCAGAAAAAGCUUAGAGCUGAUUUGCAGUCCGAUGUCGGUACAUCGAAGGAUAAGAUCCAAAAUUUGCAACGAGAAUUGGAGAGUAUCUCGGAGCAACUUGGCGAUGCUAAAGUUGAUAAGCACGAAGUAUCCAGAACUAAGAAGAAAACAGAAAUUGUAGAAAAUUUUAAACGUUUGUUUCCUGGAGUGUAUGACCGUAUGUAUAACAUGUGUGAACCCAUACACAAGAGAUAUAAUGUUGCAAUUACAAAAGUACUUGGUAAAUACAUGGAGGCUAUUGUGGUAGAUACUGAGAAAACGGCCAGGCAAUGUAUUCAAUAUUUAAAGGAGCAGUAUCUUGAACCGGAAACAUUUCUGCCGCUCGAUUACAUACAAGCUAAACCACUUAAAGAACGUCUUCGUAAUAUACAAGAACCUAAAAAUGUAAAAUUGUUAUAUGAUGUGCUGCAUUUUUCUCCAAAAGACAUUGAUAGAGCAGUUCUUUUUGCAACUAAUAACGCUCUUGUAUGUGAAACACCAGAAGAUGCAAAUAAAGUAGCAUAUGAGAUGGAUAAGAAAACUAGAUAUGAUUGUGUCGCAUUAGACGGUACGUUUUAUCAAAAAGCUGGCAUAAUAUCUGGUGGCAGCUUGGAUCUUGCAAAGAAAGCGAAAAGAUGGGAUGAAAAGCAGAUGUCUCAAUUAAAAGCACAAAAAGAAAAGCUAACAGAAGAACUGAGAGAAUCUUUGAAAAAAUCUCGCAAAGAAUCCGAAUUAAACACAGUUGAAUCUCAAAUACGUGGUUUGGAGACUCGUCUAAAAUACAACAAAAGCGAUUUGUCUGCCACACAAAAACAAAUUGCAGAUCUUGAAGUGGAGUUAGAUGGUUUGCAAAAUGAAUUAAAUAUGUUUGGUCCUGCAAUAGCUGCUAUUGAAAAGACCAUGGCUGAAAGGGAUCAAGAAAUACAAAAUAUUAAAGAAAAAAUGAACAAUGUUGAGGACGACGUGUUUGCCAGUUUCUGUGAACAAAUAGGAGUCUCCAAUAUUCGUCAAUAUGAAGAAAGAGAAUUAAGAUCACAACAAGAAAGGGCAAAGAAAAGAAUGGAAUUCGACAAUCAAUGUAAUCGCAUUUAUAAUCAACUAGAUUUUGAGAAACAACGCGAUACAGAAAGUAAUGUUUUACGAUGGGAACGAGCGGUUCAAGAUGCAGAGGAUAAACUUGAAUCUGCAAAACAAACCGAAUCUAAUCAAAAGGCAGAGAUCGACCAUGACGAGCAACAAAUGGAGCAGUUGAAAUCAUCUCGCAAUGCUAAAAAAAUGGAAGUUGAUCAGAAAGAAGACGAAAUCGGUAAAGCCAGGCGUGAAGUGGGAGCUAUUGCAAAAGAUAUUCAGUCAGCUCAAAAACAAUUUAACACGAUUGAAACAAAAAUCGAACAGAAAAAAGCCGAGCGACAUGCUAUCUUGAUGCAAUGCAAGAUGGAAGACAUCGCGAUACCUAUGUUGCACGGAAAUAUGGAAGAUAUAGCAGGUGAGACAAGUACGACAAACGGUAGUGAAACCAAUAAUGAUUCAUUAUUGGUCGCUAUGAGCACGCAACAACAAUACGAACGCGAAAGGAGGAUUACCAUAGAUUAUGCACUUUUGCCCGAAAAUUUAAAGGAUGUAGAGGAAGAGGACAUUAAAAAGACUACUGACAAAUUAACGAAAACCAUAAACGAUUUGCAAAAUACGAUACAGCGCAUACAAGCUCCAAAUAUGAAGGCAAUUCAAAAAUUAUAUUUAGCGAAAGAGAAAUUACAAGAAACUAAUGAAGAAUUUGAACAGUCUCGUAAAAAAGCGAAGAAAGCGAAGACACAAUUUGAGAAGGUGAAAAAAGAAAGACACGACAGAUUCAUGGCAUGUUUCGAACAUGUGGCAAAUGAGAUUGAUCCUAUUUAUAAGAGUCUAGCGAAGAAUCAAUCUGCUCAAGCAUUCCUUGGACCAGAAAAUCCUGAAGAACCCUACUUGGAUGGUAUUAAUUAUAAUUGUGUGGCUCCAGGCAAACGGUUUCAGCCAAUGUCCAAUCUAUCCGGUGGAGAAAAAACUGUCGCUGCUCUAGCUCUAUUAUUUGCAAUACACAGUUUUCAACCUGCGCCAUUUUUUGUCUUGGAUGAGAUCGAUGCGGCUCUUGAUAAUACUAACAUAGGAAAAGUGGCUAGUUACAUUCGUGAUAAAACGAGUUCGCUGCAGACGAUCGUUAUAUCAUUGAAAGAGGAAUUUUAUUCACAUGCAGACGCACUCAUUGGAAUUUGCCCGGACGUAGGCGAGUGUUUGGAAAGCAAAGUACUAACGCUCGACUUAACUACGUGUCCCACGCACAUUUCAUAGAUGUUUAUUAUAUAAAAGAAAUCAUUAUUCUUUUUCUUAUAGAUUUGAUAUAAAUGAUUUUUAAUAACAUCUUCGAAGAAUAUAUAAUUAUCACGAAAUAUUGUAUAUGUAUUAUUAUAUUAUAUACUUUCCAGAUUUAUUGUAUUCUUAUUGUUAUUUUGAACUCACUGCAAAAUCUUACUUUUUAAAUUAGAUCGUAUGUAUCUAUUAUAAGUCAGGAUAAAAGUGAGAAUAAGUGUGUGAGUAUAAAACAAAUUGUGUGAGUAAUGUAAAUAACUUUUAAAACUGAACUUUAAUAAAAAUUUGCGAAAAUU